UGCGCAUGGACGACGCUCAGUACCCAAACAACCCUCCAUCCUAUGAACACGAAGAUGCACCCAUUCCCAACAUCAAAAUCCCCAUUCCACCAUCGCAAAGCACCACGGAGUUGCGUGCUCUCGAUUGCAACCUUGCUUCCCUCUGCGAGCAUGUCCAAAUCGAAGGCUUCAACUCCGGCUCUUUCUCCGAUAUCGUUAUCAAUGCAAUGGGUUCCACUUAUCAUCUCCAUCGUCUUAUCCUCUCCCGCAGUUCAUAUUUCAGGAACAUGCUUCAUGGGCCUUGGAAAGAAGCCAGUGCUCCUAUUGUGACUCUGCAUGUUGAUGAUAAGAAUGUUAAUGAUGAGGCAAUUGCAAUGGCUUUGGCAUAUCUAUAUGGGCACUAUCCUAAGCUUAAUGAUAAUAAUGCAUUUCGUGUUCUUGCUGCUGCUUCCUUUCUUGAUCUUCAGGAUUUAUGUGCAAUAUGUACAGAUUUCAUUAUAUCUGAGCUGUGGACUUCAAACUUCUUGGCUUAUCAGGUGUUUGCGGAGAACCAAGACUAUGGCAUUCAUGGGGAGCGUGUUAGAACUGCCUGUUGGGGCUACCUCUGUCAAAGUGGUGGCAUGGAAUUGAAAGAGGUGCUUCCUAAACUUUCAUCUCAAACAUUGCAUGUAUUACUGACUUCUAACGAUCUUUGGAUACCCAGUGAAGAGAAACGGUUUGAACUGGCUUUGCACACAUUCUUGGCAAAAGGUGCCCACUGUAAGGUCGAACGUCCUGUGCUUGGAAUUUCUGGUUCUGAGUCUGCAACUGGUAUUCAUUCUGAUUCUGAUAACACUAAGGGAAAAAGUGUAACUGAUAGCUGCCCUAAAACGGGGUUGGAAACUGAUAUACGGAAAAUGAGUCUUAAAAGUGAUCUAAAGGACCCUAGCAUUCCUAAUCUUUUAGUUGAGCUUGCAGACUCUGUGGCAGACUGCAACCAUGGAGUCUCUGUUUCCAAUCAACGGGUUCAACAAGCUUCAUUUGCCAGUUCAUCAAACCUGAAUGCAAGCCAUCCUUGUGACAUGGAAGGGCCUUCAUUGGGUAAUGCAUUGUCUGAUACAGAUGGGAUGCGAACAUCAAGUUAUGUUGAGAUGCCUCUUGAUGCUGGAGCAACUGGUCUGGGAGCCACUGGAGUGGGUAUUGAAGGGCCUUCUGCUGAAGGAUCUUGCUACAAUUUGGAUAACAAUAGUUGCUUAGUUAGGGAUCAAUCAAGUCAUUGCUUUUCAUCGAAUUCUUGUAAUGGGCUCACAUCCAGUGAUUGGGGAAGAUAUGGAACGCCUUUGUUUUCAUGGGGAGGCCAGGUUGCUGGUAGAAGACAGCUUAAAGCUCAUCCCAGAGGAAAUUUUGGAGGUCAUGGAGAUGAAUACAAUGCAUUUCUUAAUAUAUUUGAAGGGGAUUCUCUUUUAUAUUGCAAUAUGUCUUUUGACGCACUUGUAAUUGUUAGAAAGCAACUUGAAGAGUUGGGUUUCCCUUGCAAAGCUGUAAAUGAUGGUCUUUGGUUGCAGAUGCUUCUUAGUCAGAGGGUGCAAGAAAUUGCUGCUGAUACGUGCAAAGUUUGUUCCCUUAUGAGUAUGGCUUGCACUUGCCAGAAGCAAUUUGCAUUUUCACAUGGAGCUUCUACCACUGGUUCUUACAUGCAAGAACAUAAUCAGAACAAUAUGGCUGGGAAUGUGGGAAAUAUAUAUGUUGCUGAAUCUUCUCCUGGUGAAAGAAAUGGCCCUGUCAGACCUGUGCGGGUACAUGUUAGAGGUGCUAUUGAUGGGCUUGCAGGAAUUGGCCGUGGAACUACGUUUGUUCCAGCAGCUGCUUUGCCUCCUACACGUUUUGUCUUUUCUCGUGUACCAUUUGGCGUAAGCAACAGAAACUACCCUCAAUCUGCAGUCAAUGAUGAUUCAGACACACGGGCUGACCACAAUGGAGAACUUCCUGGGGAUGGGUUGACAGCUUUGGUUGGGCUAAGUCAAGGAGGGAGUAACGGAACAAACAUACAUACAGAGCUAACACAAAGAGGAUAUGAAAUGGGCUUGCAAAGCAGCAUGUCUGGAUCUACUGCUGGCGGUGCAAGUACUGGUGGCAUUCCCAUGCAGAUGUUAGAGACACCAGAGCAUACUGUUGGUAUAGAAUGGGAGAAUGCCAACAGUUCUUCUAUAUCACUAGAUUUGAAAACACCUUUAAACCAUUUUCCUCCUUUUCGCUUUGGUGUGCAUUUUGAGGAUGUGCAUAGGCUUGGUGAUGGCCAGGUCAAGCAUUCUCCAGAAUUUUUCUAUGCUGGUUCUUUAUGGAAGGUCAGUGUACAGGCUUUUAAUGAUGAAGACCCCCAGGGACGGCGUACCCUUGGGUUGUUUCUUCACCGUCGGAAGGCAGAGAUAACUGAUAUACAUAGAAAGGUACAUAUGUAUGUUGACUCGCGUGAAAAGGUGACUGCACGCUACCAGUUGACUUGCCCAUCCAAGAGGGAAAUGAUGGUGUUUGGAAGCUUUAAACAAACAGGCACUCUUCUACCUAAAGCUCCUAAAGGAUGGGGUUGGCGAACUGCUUUGCUAUUUGAUGAACUUGGUGAUCUUCUCCAAAAUGGGGCCCUAAGGGUCAUUGCUGUUGUGCAGCUUGUUUGAAUUAUACAGGAGAUGAACGAUGGUUAAAGCCUUCAUUGUACAUGAUAAAAAUUGAGAACCAUGAAGUUGCAUGUUAAUUUAUGAAAAAACAUGUGAUCAGUUUACUAUAAACCAUUUUUCUUUGCCAUCUCCUCCAUUAUAUGAGCAAGGCAUCAUGUACGCUUUAGAUGUCCCAUUUUUAAUUUUUUUUUUUUUUUUUUCCCUUUUUGAAAUGGUUUUACUUGUAGACUAUGACCUGGGGGAUGAUGUAUGAGAUAAAAAUAACCCUAAACCAUGGCGAUUGUGUAUCAUUAGCUUCUAUAAUUACGUUUAAUCAUAAU
Messenger RNA from Gastrolobium bilobum, 2950 nucleotides. RefSeq lists its product as uncharacterized. Gene Ontology annotation, molecular function: protein binding. The transcript has 13 exons. The record is from RefSeq and is a predicted model, not a curated record. Bases 6 to 2630 code for a protein of 874 amino acids. NCBI's taxonomy places the organism in Eukaryota, Viridiplantae, Streptophyta, Magnoliopsida, Fabales, Fabaceae.